Molecule: messenger RNA, 921 nt
Organism: Effrenium voratum
Lineage: Eukaryota; Dinophyceae; Suessiales; Symbiodiniaceae
Source: the annotation of a GenBank genome assembly
AUGGAGUCGCUGCGCGGGGCGCUGCCCGCGCCGCAGCUGCAGCCCAGGCUGCUGGCGAUGCUCCAGUGGUUGGAUCACCGCCUCACGGGCGCCCAAGUGACCUACUGGGUGACGGGGGGCACGCUGCUGGGCGCAUUGCGGCACCGGGGCUUUGUGCCCCACGACGAUGACCUGGACCUCGAGCUCCUGGCCGAGGACUUGCCAAAGGCGCAAGAGGCGCUGGGCGCGGUGGGUGCCUCCUGGCGAGGGCUGGGGUGCUGGACCGGCACGGAGGUGGCCAUGGGUCGCUUCUUCUUCUGGGGCGGCGACGGCCGCUUCUCGGAGAGCGUGGACGUCUUCCUCAGGGAGCGGCCCUUGGCAGCCCUCCCGGAGUUCCCCUCCGAGGAGGAGGUCUUCCCCCUGGCGCGCGCGGCCUUCCACCAGCUCUCGGUGCCGGUGCCCUGCGGCGCGCGGCGCUUCCUCGCCCGGUGCUACGGGGACUCCUGGGCUGAGGAGGCGGUGGUGUGGAGCCACUCCAGCCGCAGCAGGAGGCUGCUGCGCCUGCCUUUGGCCGAGUACUUGGCCGCCGCGGGGGCGGCGGGCUACGAGGCCCCGACCUUGCCGGCGGAGGACGCCGAGAGGAGCUUGUCGGCGGUGGGCUUGGACUGCUGCGGGGACCUCCGGGCUCGGCUUUGGGAGACCUUGGGCUGGGCGUCGCCCUGGCCCUUGGAGCAGGAGGAUGCCAUGGAGAUGCUGGGCCUCGAGGUGCGCACCUGGCGGCUCCGCGGCGCGCCCAACCUGGCGGUCCUGGAGGCCUCCGGUUGCCACCUCGAGGUCUUGGGCGAUCCGCCGCUGCUGCGCGCCGUGGGCGGCGCCGCGGAGCUGGCGGCGCUCGAGGCGAUGGGCGGCGAAGUCUUGGGGCAGCAGGUGCCCUCGACCUGA